This is a messenger RNA of Chara braunii, 2039 nucleotides long. NCBI's taxonomy places the organism in Eukaryota, Viridiplantae, Streptophyta, Charophyceae, Charales, Characeae. The record is from the annotation of a GenBank genome assembly.
GUAGCAGGAACAUUUGAUUGAUUUAUUUGGUCUUAAAUUAAUCCAGUUGGUUUAGCUGAUUUGACUUGAUUUGGUUCAUUUCAAUGUUUGGAUUUUUUUUUGAUUGAUUGAUUGAUUGAUUGAUUCGUUCAUUCAUUUAUUCAAUCGAGGGCACCUUGUUGUGCAGGGUAUGGUUGUUCUACAGCGGCCACCUCUGGAAGUCACUCCUCCAUCAACAAGGCAGCAGCCGUCACAUAGUCAAGGUAUCCAACAAGAACAUCCAGGGGUUGUUUCCGCAAUACCAACUGCGCACCGGUCUCACGCUGGUGGUGUUUUGUUUCCCCCAUUUUACGCUGCGUUUCAACCUGCAUUUCCGCCUGCGUUUCAAGCUGCGUUUCCACCUGCAGAUGCGACAAGGGAUCGCUCAGAUGUGCCCCCUUCUGAUAAUAACAUGAGCCUUCCGUCAACAUCAGCAGGAGCAGGUGAUGGUGUUGGCAGUGGUGCAGCUUCGCCACCUGCGUCUGUGUAUGAUGUUGAAUGCUGGCAAGACGAUCAAGAACAAGCCUCCCCCGGGUCGUCGCGGAAAGAUCGGCAAAGAAAGGAGUUCAAUCGCAAGGCAAACUGGACGAUCCGGGACACUUACGCCCUAAUUCGCGCGAAGAAGGAUGAGCUUGCAGAGGACACGAACCCUUUCAAGAAGAUGUCGAGGAGCAUGAAAUGGGGCAUCAUAGCAGACAAACUCCUUCGGCAGGGAAUCAAGAGAGAUGCUGAGGACUGCAGACGCCGGUGGCAGAACCUCGUCGCGCUUUACAAGCUUGUCAAUGAGUGCGAGAAUGAUCCCGGCAGCCGUAGUUACUGGUCGAUGACGGGCGAGGAGCGCAAGAAGAAGGGGAUGGUGAAGAACCUGGAGCGAGCGAUCUACGAUGGCGUCCAUUCGGUCAUAACGGGCCGUCAAUCGCUGAACCGGCCGUGCAUGACCUCGGCGUUUGUUGACGGCGAGCCCCUAAGGGCCCUUCCGGGCUUGACCCAGCAGCUCAUCGCGGCGUCGGAAAUGUUGUCGUCAACAAGGGACAGCGACGACGAAGGGCAAGAGAGGGCCGGCAGGGAGGAUCCGAAUGCCACCGCCGCGUGGCGGUCCGGUGACGAUCCCAGCUUUGGCGCUGCCAAUUUGAAGAGGAAGGCCUCUUCCGAUUUGGCAAUCGACAACAUGGCUGAAGCCUUGGAGAGACAAGCUGGCGCCUUCGCCCUCGCGUUCCAGCAAACGUCGGAUAGAACGGCGAGCAUUCUUGAGCGCCAAGGCGACAUCAUGAUGGAGCAGUCUCAAGCGAUGGUGGCGGCGUUCAAUCGAAUGGCCAGGGCGAUGAACUCCCUUGCUAGGUCUUUGGGAAGGGAGGAAAAUAACUCCCUCCCUAGAGCCUUGGCGGGAGGGGGUAAUACUUUCGGUAAUCCGUUUUCGUGAUUUCAUUCUCCCUUAGGUCCUUAGGAACAGACUAGCCUAGGCGGAACGAUGGCAGCGUUUUUUUCUUUCUUGUUUUUGUUUUUUUUUUUGGCAAAGUUUUGACUUCUCGUCGUGGCGCACUUUUGUUGUUGGAAGAUCGGGGAUCGUUGGAUGACAGUCUUCUUUUUCAGAUACACUCACUCUUUGGACUUUCUUGAAUGGUACUUGACCACUAUCGUGGUCAGAUUCAGUCGGCAAAGUCCAAUUGUGAGUAUGGAGUCCAUGGACUUAGCAAAAUUGUUAAUUAGGUGAUCAGCCAGGCAGUCCGUUAGUCGGAACUGCGUGUUUGAUUGGUUGGUUGAGUGGCCGUUAGGAAUAUACCGAUUUUCAACUGUCCGGUAGUUGAGAUUUCCGGUCGUUAGAUCUCUCGAAAUCUGCAAGAAUAUCUUUGAAGCUGUGUAUUAUAAUUGGACCCUUCCCUCCCUUUCUUCUCUUCUCGGAGGUUCGGUUUCAUCAACUUGUCUCUUCGUCUCUCUAAGUGGACUCCCAGCUGAAACACUGCUUCUCUCAGGGCAUACUCGCACGACGCACGAGGACUUUUUCCACGAAUUUCUGGACGUGA